AUGUCGAACCGAAGCACAUUCUAUCAAUCCCUCCACGACUUCUACCGCGGAACGAUCUGCCAGGCCAUCAUUCUCGGUCUCAUCAGCUUCACGCAACCGGGAAUAUGGACGGCCAUGAACAAUCUUGGAGCCGGAGGGCAGGCUAAGCCAUACGUUGUCAACGCUGUCAAUGUCAUCACUUUCGCCGUGAUGUUCGUCUUCUCGCCGCUGGCCAGUAUAAUCGGCAACAUCAUUGGCAUGCGAUGGGUCCUCAUCUUCGGCUGCUUGGGUUACGUCCCAUACUCUGCUGCGCUGUACUGCAAUUCCAUGUGGGGAACGCAGUGGUUUCUGAUCUUCGGAGGAGUAACCUGCGGCUUUUCGGCUGCUGCUCUAUGGCCGGCUGAGGCCACCAUCGCUGUUGGGUAUCCCGAGGUGCGAAGGAGAGGGCUGUGCAGUGAGUCCAAUUGCUCCAAGUUGUUGGCAUUUGUUUCGUACUGACGCUGCGACAGUCGCAAUCUGGCUCGCCCUUUCGAAGCUCGGCUCCAUUAUCGGGACAGCCAUUCAACUCGCCAUCAACAAGGACGGCGAUACAACAGGAGCCAUUGCACCGAGGACAUAUCUCGUGCUCGUCGCUAUCCAGUGUCUUGGACUUCCCCUAUCCUUCCUCAUCUCCCCACCCGAGAAGCUCGUUCGAAAGGACGGCAAGAAGCCCGUCUUCGCCAAUCGGAACGGCGGCUUCAAAUCACAGUUGCUCUUAUUCCUGGCGCAGUUGAAACGCAAAGAAGUGGUGCUGCUGAUUCCAGCCUUCGUAUCUGCACAAUGGGGUUCGGCGUACUACGGCAACUGGCUGACCGAAUACUACUCCGUCCGCGCACGCACGCUCUCUGGUUUCGUCGUCGCUGUUGUAGGAGCCAUUGUCAACAUCUUGAGCGGGUGGUUGUUGGACACGAAGCUUAUCAGGCGCAGCACACAGGCAAAGUCCACCUGGUACUCUCUCCUAGCUCUAUUCACCGCCAUCUGGAUCUGGAACCUGAUUCUCCAAGCCCGCUGGGACAGCAGUCCUCCAGGUGACAUCGACUGGAACUCCCGACUAUUCAGCCAGGGCAUGGCGCUGUACGUCCUCUUCCGCAUCGCAUACGAAGUCAUCGGAGUCUGGCUGUACUGGGCGCUGGGCACUUUCGACUCCGAGGUCGAUACCAUCUCGCUGUCAAUGGGAGUCUUGAGAUCGUGUGAAUCGCUCGGACAAGCUUGCGCUUACGGCGUGGGCGCAUCGAAAGCCAGCCUCAUGACCAACCUCAUCGUCACUGUUGUGGUCUUCUUUAUCUCGGCGCCUGCGACGAGCUGGGCUUCACAUCUGAUCAAUGAUCGCCUGAAUGGAGAGGAUUCCGACUCGGAUGAUUUGAGCUUGCCGGACUCGGGUUCCGCUACUCCAGCUAGCGAAGUGCAGCAAAUCAGCUUAACAGCUAAUGACAAGGUGGAUAUUAAAGAAGCGUGA
Lecanosticta acicola is the source of this 1474-nucleotide messenger RNA. The record is from the annotation of a GenBank genome assembly. NCBI's taxonomy places the organism in Eukaryota, Fungi, Ascomycota, Dothideomycetes, Mycosphaerellales, Mycosphaerellaceae.